AGACGGCCAUGGCCGCCGCCGCGCAGUACCUCCCGCGCUCCGCCGCGCUGCUGCACCCCGACGGCGACCGCCUGCAUCAGGGCACCACGUACCGCGAGGUGCAGAAGAUGAUGCACCACGAGUACCUGCAGGGCCUGGCCCCCGCCGCCGCCGGGCACGCCGUCGGGCUGGCGCACCACCAGUGGCUGCCCAGCGCCGGCACGGACUGGGGCAGCGGCGGAGGAGGAGGAGGCGGCGCGCACCUCCCGCCGGCGGCCGAGCACGGCAAGGGCGGCCCGGGAGGGCCCCGCGAGGAGCUGCCCCCCGCCGCCGCUUUCCACCCGCGGCCGCACUUGGUGCCGCAGGCCGGCGGCUGGGCGCAGGGCGCGGGGCCGCCCCCUCACCUGCCCCCGAUGUCGCCGCCGUCGGGGCAGCCGCUGCUUUACGGGCAGCCCUACGGCGGCCUCAACGGGAUGCUGGGCCCCCCCGGCCCCGCGCUGCACCACGGGCACGGGCUGCGCGACCCGCUGGGCGCCGAGGAGGCGGCGGGCCACGAGCUGGCGGCCUCCCCGCCGCCGCCGCUGGGGCCGCCCGAGCCGUCGGACGAGGACGCGCCGAGCUCCGACGACCUGGAGCAGUUCGCCAAGCAGUUCAAGCAGCGGCGGAUCAAGCUGGGCUUCACGCAGGCCGACGUGGGGCUCGCGCUCGGUACCCUCUACGGGAACGUCUUCUCGCAGACCACCAUCUGCCGCUUCGAGGCGCUGCAGCUGAGCUUCAAGAACAUGUGCAAGCUGAAGCCGUUGCUCAACAAGUGGCUGGAGGAGACGGACUCCAGCACGGGCAGCCCCACCAACCUGGACAAGAUCGCGGCGCAGGGCAGGAAACGCAAGAAGCGCACCUCCAUCGAGGUGGGCGUCAAGGGCGCCCUGGAGAACCACUUCCUCAAGUGCCCCAAGCCCUCGGCGCACGAGAUCACCUCCCUGGCGGACUCCCUGCAGCUGGAGAAGGAGGUGGUGCGGGUCUGGUUCUGCAACCGGCGGCAGAAGGAGAAGCGCAUGACGCCGGCCGGGCUCCCUCACCCGCCCAUGGAGGACGUUUACGCACAGGCGGACACUUCGCCGCUGCACCACGCGCUGCCCGGCGCCGUGCCGUGACCGCCGGCCCCGCCGCUGGGCCCCGACGGCGGCGGCGGAGCGGGCGCGGGCGGCGGGACGCGCCCCGGUUCCUUCUUUCCUUCCUUCCUCGGACUGGCCCGGCCCGGCCGCCCUCCCCAGCCCUAUUUAUUCGGGCGCCGGAGCCGCUCGCGGCCGCAGCAGAAGUAGCCAAAGGUUUGCGAUCUCUAAUUUAUUCCCUCCCGCGGGGCCCCCGGCUCCGGCCCGGCCGUAGGACGCGGCGCUGCCCGCCCCGGCCCCUUUCUAUUUAUUUUCUAACCGUGCGCGGAGCUCUCUCCCUCCCGUUGGUAGGUUCGGUUCGGUUCACCCCCCCACCCUCCCUUUCCCCUUUGGUUUCGGUUUUUGUUUGUUUUGGUUUUUUUUUUUCGUUUGUAUCUUUAUUGCAAAACCAAUGUAGACUGCGAGGGUACGUUUCUAUUUAUGUUAUAGUAAAUAUUUUAUUACUUACAUAAACCAUUUACCCAGGAA
This is a messenger RNA of Gallus gallus (chicken), 1619 nucleotides long. RefSeq names its product POU class 3 homeobox 1 (gene POU3F1). The transcript has a single exon. The record is from RefSeq and is marked validated. Gene Ontology annotation, cellular component: nucleus. Lineage: Eukaryota; Metazoa; Chordata; Aves; Galliformes; Phasianidae. Gene Ontology annotation, biological process: brain development; regulation of transcription by RNA polymerase II. Gene Ontology annotation, molecular function: DNA-binding transcription factor activity, RNA polymerase II-specific; RNA polymerase II cis-regulatory region sequence-specific DNA binding. Bases 9 to 1133 code for a protein of 374 amino acids.